AGUUCGCUGAUCACGAAUAAGUAGAACUCAUAGAGUCUCGAUACGAAUUGUAACAGAAUUUGCUGUUUGUGCAACACCGACGGGCAUACACACAUACUCGUAUAUGGUUUUUGUUUCUUAAAUUUUUUCUAAACUUGUUCAAAAUGAAUAAGAACCUGGGUCUGGUUGAGCGCUUGCGCUGGCGGCUUAAAAGCCUCGAGCAUAAACUCCAACAAUAUCGUCAGACCACUAGCGAUACGGUUAUAGCUGAUACCGAAUACGGCAAGGUGCGUGGUGUGAAGCGUCUGUCGCUCUACGAUGUGCCCUAUUUUAGCUUCGAGGGCAUCCCCUAUGCCCAGCCCCCGGUGGGGGAGCUGCGCUUCAAGGCACCGCAACGACCCAUACCCUGGGAGGGUGUGCGGGACUGCAGUCAGGCUAAGGACAGAGCGGUCCAGGUGCACUUCGUAUUUGAUAAAGUGGAUGGUUCCGAGGAUUGUCUAUAUCUAAACGUCUAUACGAACAAUGUAACCCCAGAAAAGGCACGUCCGGUUAUGGUUUGGAUCCACGGCGGCGGCUUUAUAAUUGGCGAGGCCAAUCGAGAGUAUUACGGUCCAGACUAUUUUAUGAAAGAGGAUGUUGUGCUUGUUAGUAUACAAUAUCGUCUGGGAGCACUGGGUUUUCUCAGCUUCAAGUCGCCAGCGCUCAAUGUGCCGGGAAAUGCAGGACUCAAGGAUCAGGUGAUGGCUCUUAAAUGGAUAAAGAACAAUUGCGCCAGCUUUGGCGGGGAUCCUGACUGCAUCACUGUGUUUGGGGAGAGCGCUGGCGCCGCCUCCACCCACUACAUGAUGAUUACGGAGCAGACCCAGGGACUCUUUCAUCGCGGCAUCUUGCAGUCCGGCAGCGCCAUUGCGCCUUGGGCAUACAACGGGGAUAUAACGCAACGCGCCUUCACUAUUGCCAAGCUGGCAGGCUACAAGGGCGAAAAUAACGAUAAAGAUGUGCUUCAGUUCUUGUUGAAUGUCAAGGCUAAGGAUCUGAUACGUGUGGAGGAGCUGGUGCUGACACCGGAGGAGCAUGCCAAGAAAGUGAUGUUCGCUUUUGGACCAUCACUCGAACCCUAUUCGACACCGGAAUGUGUGCUUCCCAAGCAUCCGCGGGAGUUGAUGAAGACGGCUUGGAGUAAUUCGAUACCGCUGAUGAUAGGCAACACUUCGUAUGAGGGGCUUUUAUGGGUUCCAGAGGUCAAGCUGAUGCCACAGGUGACGCAGCACCUGGAUGAUGGUACACCGUUUGUGCCUAGGGAACUGGCCGAGAAUGCGGUUAGUGAUGAGCAGCUCAAGACUUUGGCUUCAAAAAUACGUAAUGCCCAUGUCACUGGCGAGCUAGCCACUGCAGACAACUAUAUGGAUGCCUGCAGCAUCGUCUACUUUGUUUUUCCAGCAUUGCGGGUGAUACGCUCACGUCACGCCCAUGCGGCUGGUUCACCCGUUUUUCUCUAUCGCUACGACUUUGAUUCAGAGGAGCUGAUAUAUCCAUAUCGCCUUAUGCGUUUCGGACGUGGCGUCAAGGGUGUCAGUCAUGCCGACGAUUUGACUUAUCAGUUUACGAGCCUACUGGCACGUCGAAUGCCCAAAGAGAGUCGCGAGUAUCGGAAUAUUGAGCGCACUGUGGCCAUUUGGAGGCAAUUCGCGGCCACUGGCAAUCCCUAUAGUGCUGAGAUUAAUGGCAUGGAUACAUUAUCUUGGGAUCCAGUGCGCAAGGGCGAUGAGGUGUUUAAGUCCUUGAACAUAAGCGACGAUUUGAAGUUUAUUGAUUUGCCGGAGUGGCCGAAACUGAAGGCCUGGGAGAGUUUGUUUGAUAAUAACAAGGAUUUGUUAUUCUGAUGAACAAUUUUGGGAUAAUUCCGAAUGUUUCACUUACAUACGUAAUACUAUUAAGCACUUUUAUACCAAUCUACAACUUUUGUACAUAGGCGAAGCUCAGUAUGAAAUUUAGUUGGGGAUGGCAAACAGAGCAAGAUUUUCGGCUUUCCACAGCAAUCUAAAUUAUGUGUAAUGUCAAAUUAUAUACAAUUUAAAUAAAACUAUUAUUGUGUAGUUAUACAAA
Scaptodrosophila lebanonensis is the source of this 2085-nucleotide messenger RNA. Its product is annotated as esterase B1. The record is from RefSeq and is a predicted model, not a curated record. The transcript is spliced from 6 exons. Lineage: Eukaryota; Metazoa; Arthropoda; Insecta; Diptera; Drosophilidae. Bases 144 to 1862 code for a protein of 572 amino acids.